Molecule: messenger RNA, 8872 nt
Organism: Lytechinus pictus (painted urchin)
Lineage: Eukaryota; Metazoa; Echinodermata; Echinoidea; Temnopleuroida; Toxopneustidae
Exons: 4
Coding region: 6045-6590 (181 amino acids)
Source: RefSeq, a predicted model, not a curated record
UUUAUUUAUUUAUUUAUUUCUGAUAUUUUGACAGGGUAGCCCAUUCACCAAUAAGUAGUGGUCUUCCAUGGGGCCCUGAAUAACAAUAAACAUAUUUACAAAAUGCAUAACGUAUGUACAGAAUGUUACAGCAUUAAGAUUCACAUUAGGAUUUGAAUGUAAAACGAAACAUUAACAAACUUUGCAGCAAACAAAACGCAGACGGGCACUCGUUUGACGUAUAAUAAAAUAUCAAUAAAUCAAAUUAAUUAAGAAGGACAUCUUGAAAAUACUGAUAAUAUACACCAAAUCAUCAAGGUCAUGCUAACACAAAAUAAGCACAACAGUGGAUGUUCCGCAAGUUAUUUAUAAAUUACAAGUUCUUUUAAACAUUCUCUUAAAUGAAAUGACAGAAGGAGCUGUUCUAAUUGAAUUAUCAAGCUUAUUCCAUUCAAAUAUUGAAGAUACGAUUGGACUACACUUAUAACAAUCAGUGCGAAACUUGGGCACGCGUAAAUAUCCACUGUCUCUCUGUCUGGUAUGAUGUUCAUGUACAUCAUUUGGAUUGGUUAAGUUUACCUGAAGGUAAGAAGGUGCUAAAUUAUGAACACAUUUAAAUAUCAUCAAAACGCGACUGAGCUCAAAUCGUUUGUCUAGUGUCAUCCAUUUAAGACUUGUGAACAAAUCAGCCGACGGUGUGUCGUAUGUCUUGUUCAAUAUAAUUCUUGCAGCCCUCUUCUGAAUUUUUUGCAGCUUAAUUGUAUGGGAUUGAAAUCUAUUCGACCAUACAGCAGAACAGUAAUCAAAACUUGGCAACACUAAACUGUUAUAAAGCAACUUUAAGGACUGCACAGGCAAAGAACUUUUCGCUCUCUUUAUUAUGCCAAUGCUUUUCUGAGUAAGUUUACAUACAUUUUCAAUUUGUUUUGACCAUUUCAGUUCUUCAUCUAUCAAAACUCCUAAGCAUUUGGUGAAUUGAACUCUAUUUAUCAAAUCACCGUUUAACGAAAUCGUGAAAGAAUCUUUUUUCCUGAGAUUAGCACGAGAACCUAUUAUCAUGACACAAUUUUUUUCAGUGUUGAGGACGAGCUGAUUAUCUUUAAUCCAUGCCAUGACCUUGUUUAAUGCAACAGUUAAUUUUUCUUCCAAAACUGUCGCAUCAUUCGCACUGACGGUAAGUGUCGUGUCGUCAGCGUACAUAUCUAUAAUACCUUCAUGAAUACAUUCAGGUAAACUAUUAACAUAUAUUGAAAAUAAAAGGGGACCUAGAAUUUACCCUUGUGGCACGCCUAAUUUGACGAUUGAAGGGUGCGAUUUGGCUCCUUUGAAUUGUGUCACUUGUUGUCGAUCAAAUAAAUAUGAUUUGAACCAAGUGAUAGUCCUCUUACUACAACCAAUGCAAGUUAAUUUCUUUAAAAGCAGCUCAUGGUCCACGGUAUCAAAGGCCUUCCGAAGAUCUAUGAACGCAACUCCAGAAAUUAAAUUGUUAUCAAUGUUUAACGACCACUGAUUUACAAGUUUUGCAAGGGCAGUAGUUGUUGAAUGCAUAGGCCGAAAACCAGAUUGAUUUGGGUGUAAUAAAUCAUUCACGUCCAAGAAUUCACUUAGCUGUUGGUGAACAGCCCUUUCUAAAAUUUUACUAACGAUUGGUAAUAUAGAAAUUGGGCGGUAAUUAUUCAACGAAGACAUAUCACCAGAUUUAAAUAUUGGUACUACCCGAGCCUUUUUCCAUUCACGAGGAACAACUCCAGUAGUAAGGGAUUUGUUAAUAAUAUCACAAAGGGACUCUGCGAUAAUAUUUUUUGUCAUCUUUAAAAGUUUGCAGCUGACAUGAUCUUCCCCAGUUGAUUUAUCUAUACUCAGAUUAUCAAUCUGUUUCAAAACAAAAUCUCUAGUAAUCAACUCUAGCUCAAAUUGAGAGUGAAUUGAACCAACAUUUGUAUCAUCUUCUACUUGAACUCUCUGUUGAGACGUAUCCCUGUGCAGGUCCUUAGUAAUAUUAGUAGCAUUUGAAAUGAAAAAUUCAUUAAAUGCUUCAGCAAUAUUUGCAUUGCCCGACACAUCUGUUCCAUCUACGUUUAUGGUGUUGGGAGAAAUAGGUAAUGACUUGGGCACAAGUUCUCUCAAACAUCUCCACAUUUUCUUACUAUUGUUUUGAUUUUGUGAAAUCUGGUUAGCAUUAUAUUCUUUUUUACUUUUUCUCAUGAGAUGAAUAACUUUAUUUUUCAGAAAUUUGUAUGUGUCCCAAAUAUCAUUAUUUUUGUUAACUUUAGCUGUUUUUAGAACCUUAUCACGUUCCUUCAUUAGCUUGACGACCUCGUCAGAUAUCCAAGGACAAGCUUUUUUUCGUAUCCGCUUUUUACAAAAGGGAAUGUGCCUGUUGAUUACAUCAUUGAAAAAAGUCAACCAUACAUCCCAAGCAACAUCAACAUCAUCUAUAUCUUUUACGACCUGCCAAGGAAUAUUUCUCAAUUCACUAUAAAAUGUUUUCUCAUCAAGAUUUUUAAAUGAUCGAAAUUCUGCAAAUUCGGAAUCUUUAUACAUCUUAGCACUGAAAUCGCGAAUUGUAUACACCAAAUAAUGAUCACUUAUACUAGUUUCAAAUAUUCCCCAUUCACUGUAUAGUUCUUUGUCUGAUACAAAUAUCAAAUCAAUUAAAGUGGCAGAGGUAUUUGUAACUCUUGUAGCAGUAUCAAUUAGCUGACUCAGCCCGUACAUAUUUGUAUAAAACAUUAUUUUUUCCCCAUUCACAUCAUUUUGUUGUGGCAUACAAUCGCAGUUGAAAUCAUAGAUCACAAUUACUUGCAGUUUAGUCCUCAUUUUUGUAAAAUUUAGUUUUCCCUAUUCAUAUUGUACAUAAUAGAGUAUACAGUGGUCUAUGGCGGCCAUUUUGAAUAUCAAGAAAUUAAUCAUUUUGUCAAGAAUCAUUUUUUCAGAGAGUAUUUUACUCCUGCCACACAAUUUCAUGCAUUAUAGCCAUUGUGCGGGCAAUCUUAUGAUUUUCAUGGGUCAUUUGCAUAUUUUGGCGGCCAUAUUGGAUCUUGCCAAUUUGCGAAAAAAAAAUGCUCAAGGUUACACGAGUGGCAUCCUUCAGAUUCGUAAUCAGCUCCCUCAAAUUGACAAGAAACCAUAAAAAAAUAUUGUAUGUAUGAAAAAACAAAGUUUUGUCAAUUUUCUAUGGGGCCUAUCCUGGACAAAUACAAACUCCUGCUCCGCCACCUUUGCGUGGAGUAUGAUGGACGUCAUGUAGUUCUGAAAACAUCCCAAUUUAUUAGCUAUAUAUCUAUCAUUAUUAAAGUUUCCUGAUAGCCAUGUCUCUGUGAGUGCAAUGAUGUUGAUUUGGUUACUGAUGACAAAUUCGCAUAUUGCAGAUGAUUUAGAGUUAAAGGUCAAGUCCACCCCAGGAAAAUGCUGACUUGAAUAAAUAGAGAAAAAUUAAACUAGCAUAGUGCUGAAAAUUUCAUCAAAAUCGGAUGUAAAAUAAGAAAGUUAUGACAUUUCAAAGUUUCGCUUAUUUUUAACAAAAUAGUUAUAUGAACGAGCCAGUUACAUCCAAAUGAGAGAGUCGAUGAUGUCACUCACUCACUGUUUCUUUUGUUUUUUAUUGUUUGAAUUAUACAAUAUUUCAUUUUUUAUAGAUUUGACAAUAAAGACCAACUUGACUGAACCAUAUAGUAUUAAACAAUGCUAAUUCCACAUGUUCAGGGAGGAAUCAAUCGUUGUAUCACUUGACAAUUAGGAGAAAAUGAGAAUAUUUCAUAUUUCAAAUAAUAAAAUACAAAAGAAAUAGUGAGUGGAUGACAUCAUCAGUCUCCUCAUUUGCAUACCAGCCAGGAUGUUCAUAUAACUGUUUUGUUAAAUUAAGCGAAACUUUAAAAUGUCAUAACUUUCUUAUUUUACAUCCGAUUUUGAUGAAAUUUUCAGUGUUCUGCUUGUUGGAUUUUUAUCUUUUUAUUCAAAUCAACUUUUUGUUGGGGUGGACUUGUCCUUUAACAAACCUUACGUUUUAAAGGGCAAACAACAGCUUGAAGAAUUAUCGGAAGUGGCAAUUACUUAAUAUUCAAGAGAAGGGGAAUGAUGUUUCAAAGAAGAGGAUGCCAGUAGUUUAGUGUUAGACCUCAGAGAUAAUUACGUAACAGUUGAUCAAUUAAUUGAUUUUAAUAAAUACCAAUGAAGUUACAUGUGUAACUAGAUUAUUAGGUUACCAAUUAAGUUUAAUUAGAUUUCAGUAGUUUAAUCAGAUUAGCGUAGCGUAGGACGCGCUGUAAUUAGAUUAGAGUCGUUGUGGACGAUGUAAGUGGAAUAGUGCGGGAAAUGGGACGCGCUGUUAUCAGAUUAAAGUAAUUCGAUAAUACCGCGGGGAAGCAGAAAUGGGUCUAGGCGGCAAGUUCAAAUCCUCUCAAUCUACGCACGCAUUCCACAUCAGCCACUGCGUGUCUCAUUGCUUUCACUAGUACACGUUAAUACUUCCAUCAACACAAUUUGACUAAGGAUAUAUAUAAAAUAUAGCUUCAUAAGGUAUUGUGUUUGAAAUAGAGAAGAACUAGUUUGAGAGAUCGAGAGAUUAAGAGAGAAACUAAAAGAGAAAUGAAAAUAAAAUUUCAUGACGAGAGGCGCAUAUAAAAUGACGUCCACCGAUAAAGAUCUGAAAGAGAUGAGAGCUAUAUAGUGGUUGAGAUAGAUUCAUGUAAAGGGAAAGGAGAAAGGGGAAGAAGAUGAUGAAAAUUCAAGAGGGGUUCCAACAUUUUGAUGAGAAUAGUAAUAUCACGUCUUUUUUUUUCUCCUAUUCCUUGUUUCUUUUCUUUGACCACCCCCUUCCCUCUCUCUUUCUCCCUUUCUGUACCUUUCUCCCAUCUAUCUUAUCCUUCUCUCUUUUCCCCUUCCUUUUUAAUUUUCCUAACCUUAUCCCUCUCUUUUUUUCUCUUUUCCCGUCUUUCUUGUCUUUGUCCUCUCCUUCCCUUUUUUUCUAUUUCUAACCUUCUUUCUUCCCUCCCAUCUUUUUUCUCCAUUUUUUUUAUUUUCCCUCCCUUAUCACUUCUCUUUUUCCUUCUUUCUUUGCUUUGCGCUCCACCUUCCCUUUAUUUUCUCUACCUCACCUUUGCCUUUUCCUCCCUCUAUUUUCUCUCUCUCAUUUCUUCAUCUUGUUUUCCCCCUUCCUUACCAUCCGUUCUCUUUUUCACCUUUUCCUUGUUUUUUCUUUGUCCUCCCGUUCCCUCUUUCUCAUCGGUUUUCCCCUCUCUAAUGUAUCCUUCUGUCCCUACCCUUUCGUUUCUUCUCUUCCUUCCCCUUCUCUCACUUUUUUUUAUAUUUCUCUAUCUCCUUCCUUCUCUUUUCCCUCCAUCCCUUCUUUUUCGCCUUUUUUUCCAAUUUCCCUUUCUUCUUCUCCUAUCCCUUUUCUGCAUCCUACGGAUCCGUAUCUGAACGAUAUCAGGGUAAAAAAAAUAAAGGAUGACCAUGCAGGGAAAUAAUAGAGUAAAUAAUUCUAGGACGACCUAAAGACAGUGAGCGCCAACAUCGACAAAUGUCAACUCAUUUACGAUCAACGAAGUCAAGUAAUGAAAUAACGGACGACCACGGGUAAAAUAAUAUUAAUAGGAAAAGGGCCCUUCACGCUAAUGUCAGUGUGUAUUCGAACACGAUGAGUGAUUCGGUGAAAAAAAAUGAAACCCAGUUAUCACCCCAAUUUUCUUCAAUUUUUACAAAACAUUUUAUCCGCGAUAAUUGUCGAGAAAAACGGCUUUGAUAACCUAUGCUUGAUAUGGGAUUAAAAUCGCAUAUAGUUUUGAACGAAUGUGUCAAUUGUUUGCUCUUGCUUCAAACCAAGAAUGCACGGAUGAAUACCCUAGGGAAACAACCUAGGGCACAUACACCCUAGGGUAUCAACCGCAGGCAUAUGCCCUCAUCCGCUCCCCCUCAAAUGCCCGCUACGGGCUUCCGCGUUCACCCUAGGGCACGCCUUGACGAUUCCCGCGGCCGGCACUGUACCAUCUCUCCAUCGUUUAUUUCAUUCUUCGUGUGCAUUUUUUACUACCCUUGUUAACCCGGAACUAAGAAUAUUCAUCAACAUGUCUUAUAAAGGAGAUAAAUCUGUUAAUAAAUCCAUGAUUGAGACCAGUGGAAGAUUUAACGUCUUGAACGAUGAGCUGGAAGGUGAUGCUGCCGACUCUACUGGCCCAGCUAACCACGCCCCACCACUCCCUCUGGCCUUACUUCAGCUUACAGUCCAUCUUAAAGUUGCAACGGACAAUUUCGAGAAAAUAAUGGAAAAGGCUGUCAAGUCGAUGCUGGAUAGCAGCAGAGAGGUCCAGAAGACUUUGGAAUUCGAGAGUCAUAGAAUAACUGAAUUUGAAAGGAAAAACUUGGACCCGGAGAAGCACCUUGAGAGGCUAGAGAAGGCAAACCAAGAGCUAGAAAAGAGGGCUGCUAGCCAAGAUGUUGAGGCGAACUUGGCUGAACGUGUAGCGGAGAAAGACAACUUUCCUGUUGUUGGAUUGAAUGAAGCAGAAAAUGGUAAAGAUGAGGAUUGCAUCAAGACUGUGGAAGAUAUUCUUUCAUCAAAGUUCAGACUAAAAAUUAAGGUAGAAAGUGCUCGACGUGUAGGAAGAAAAUGAGCAAAACCCAGACAUAUAGUGGUAAAAACUUGUUCUCGUAAAGACAAAAUUCAAGUUAUGAAGGAGGCGCGAGUUGCCCCCCCCCCCAAAAAAAAAAGGCUUCUACUCUAUAGAUGAUCUGACGAAGAUUGAUCUUGAGGAAAAGAAAAGAAAAACAAGAGUCAAGUUCAAGAUCUGUACGCUAAGGGUACCAAGCUCCGUUUCUUUAAUGGACAUUGGAGAGGUAGUAGAGGAGCAAAAUAUUUUUCACCAUAAUGCACAUUUAACUUUUUGGACAAGGGGAACAUUAUUUGCUUUGAGUAUUAGUCGCUGUGUGAUGAUAGGAGUAAUGUGCCUCUGGGGAUCUAUACCAUUCCUGAGGUUUUUGUUUCUGUUUAAUCUCUUCCAGUUCCUCCCACACACUUUCUCUCUCCCUUUCUCUUUCUCUCUCUCUCACCCUACUCUAUUUACUCGGUAUCUUCCCUUUUUCUCUCUAAUGCACUCCCUCUCCUUUUCUCUCUCUCUCUUUUCUUCUCCGAAACAGGUUUGGGUGUUGAUGGUUAUUAUACAGUAAAUAAUCUCUGAUGGAGGGGUCUUGCAUGUCAACCUCUCUUUCUUUUGAAUCUACAUAUUUCUCAUCAAUUGUGUGUGUGUGGGCAUAGACCUACUAUGGGGCGCCAAGUGUCCGCCAGUGAAUUCCGUCCAAAUCACGGCAUUCCGUACACAAAAUGUGUUUUUAUUCAGACGAAAAUCAUUUCGUCAUGACGCUUUUUUAUUUCGUACACAAAAUUUAUUUUUUGUCACACAAAAUCAAUUUCGUCUCGACGAAAUGCACGAAAUCAAUUUCGUCUAGACGAAAUGUAAUUGCGUCCACAAAGUUUAUUUGGCGUGCCAUACGAAAUGAAUUUUUAUCAAACGAAAUGGCGCACCAAAUGUCCGAUGGUAAAUUCCGUCCAAUUCACGCCAUUCCGUACACAAAAUGUGUUUUUGUUCAUAUGAAAAUCAUUUCGUCAUGACGCAGUUUUAUUUCGUAUACGAAAUUAUUUUUUGUCACACAAAAUCAAUUUUCGUCGAGACUAAAUGUAAUUGCGUCCACAAAAUUUAUUUCGUUGCGAUGCGAAAAUCUAUUCCGUCGACGAAAUCAUUUUGUGUCAAAACCACAAAAAAAUUUCGUUGACGAAAUGAUUUUGUGUCAAAACACAAAAAAAUUUCGUCGACGAAAUGAUUUUGUGUCAAAACCACAAAAAAAUUUCGUCGACGAAAUGAUUUUGUGUUUUGAGUCUUUUUGACAUAAAAUCAUUUCGUCUCCUCUGUCUCGAAGGGGACAUAAGAAGGUCGCUGAUUGGCUGCACCUUGCUCAAGCUGUUUUCGCUCCGGGACGAUCACACUUUUUCACAGCUCAGAUUGGCAUGUUGGUGAACUUAUUAGCUUAGAUUUCACGUUAUUCAUGCCUACAUGAGCUGCAUACAACUGCUCUAAUCGGUAGGAUGUGGACGGACAUUGCAUUCAUUCCCAUUCAGCCCGUUGGACUGAACCGGUACUGUAACACAGUAUGGAUGGUCAAUAUGAAGCGAGCUUCAUUGAAUUCUUCCAAGAGCUUUGUACUCCGUUUUGCUCAUUUUGAAGAUGGUAGCUUUGACAGGACUGGGCAAGUGACACGUCUUUAUAGACAGGAUGCUGUCCCAACCAUAUUUGAUUUCCUGCCUCGUCUUCAGAAGAUUCCCAUUCAGCCGUUGGACUGAACCGGUACUGUAACACAGUAUGGAUGGUCAAUAUGAAGCGAGCUUCAUUGAAUUGUUCCAAGAGCUUUGUACUCCGUUUUGCUCAUUUUGAAGAUGGUAGCUUUGACAGGACUGGGCAAGUGACACGUCUUAGACAGGAUGCUGUCCCAACCAUAUUUGAUUUCCUGCCUCGUCUUCAGAAGAGUUCAUCCAAGCCAAGGAAUUCCCCGAAAGAAAGACGUUUUGAUUCAGCAAACAACCUCCCAGAUACUGCAAAGUCUUCAGCACCUUCAUUUCUCGAGGACCACUCCUACUCAAUAUCAGAAAGUCCAAGAGGGGUAAAGUGGAAGAUAACAGCAAUAAUGGACUAUUAAAAACUUGGAGAAGAGGCUGAAACCACACAGCAGAAGUCCCGCCGUGUACAUUACUUGCUCUUAAGUUUGGACAAACAUGACUCGCAAAACUUUACAACAAAUAAUUUACGCUAUGUGCAUUCUGAUUAUUUAAAAUAGCUCAAUGAAAAAGUUUACCACUGGGCAUGUAACAAAAGUGCAUUCAUUAAAUUUGAACGUGUUGCAAAAA